AUGCGGGCGGCCGCGCAUCGGAGCGCUAAAAUAAGCCUCACCUCGAAGUACGAGAUCCGAUACGAAGGAGUCCUCUACAACAUCAACACUCAAGAAUCUAACCUCGGCUUGAAAAAUGUACGAGCUUUUGGAACUGAAGGUCGAAAAAAGGAUGGUCCUCAAAUUCCUGCCAGUGAAAAAGUUUAUGAAUACAUACUUUUCCGUGGAACUGAUAUCAAGGAUUUACAGGUCAAGGCUUCACCACCUGCUCAGAAUGCUCCUUUGCACGAUGAUCCUGCCAUUAUUCAGUCUCACUACUCUCGUCCACCACCUUCAUCUGCAAGCUUCUCUUCCGCUGGAAGUGGAAGUGCUCCUGAUUUUAACUCACAUACUGCUGAUAUAACUCCCCACACAGAUCAACUGGGACUUCAAAGUCCACCUUUCCAAGGAAACCUGCCUUUAUAUCAGCCAACAGGGAGCUUAGGGUCUUGGGGCUCCUCUCCUGCUCCACCAACUGUAAAUGGCUCUGGGCUGGCAGUGGCGAGCCCUAUGCCAAUUUUGUGGCCAGGAUACUAUGCACCCACAGGCACACUUCCUCACUUGCAACAAUCCCCUUUGUUGCGUCCACCAGCUGGACUGUCUUUUCCUCAAUCCAUGCAGCAGCCUUUGCAAUAUUUGCCUGAGUUUCCUUCUUUCUUGCCAACUGUUAGUAGUACAUUAGGUUCAACCUCCGCAACUAUGAUCCCAUCAACAUUACCUCCACUCCAACCUAGUUCACCAGCUCCUGAAGCGUCAUUUGGUGCUAAUAUGUCAUUUGUGCCACAUUCUAGUUUGGAGUUAGUUGCAUCAGGAUCUCAGCAUGUGCCUGCAAUGCUUAGUACCACCCGUAGUCUUGUUUCAAAUUCAAAUGUUAGUUACCAGACCAUGCCUCAGCCGGCAUCGUCCAUGUUUGGCUUCUCUACUUCAACGCAUGUUGAGAAGCCAAAAGCUAAUGUGUCAUUCCUGCCACAUCUAGCUUCUCAUUCAGAGCCUAGUGCAACAGUAUCUCAGAAUAUGCUUGCCAGUGUUAGUCCUAUGGUUGUACCAGCUCCCAAUGUGAAUUAUCAGAUUACGCAUCAGCCAGUGACCUCAACUGUUAUCAAUACAAAUCCUAGCCAAAUUGAAACAUCGGUACCUCUAAUUAUCCCUGAUCAGUUGCAGUCCGCACCUUUAGUUGCAUCAUCUUCUCAACAAUUACAAGCAAGAAUUAGAGUUGAAGAGGUUAAGCCAGAGGAAUCUAAGACCAAACCAUUGUUGCCUGAGCCACCUGUGCCUAUGCGUAAGGAACCUAUACUACCAUUGCCGACACAUACUCAUCAAAAGCCAAAUAGAGCAGUCUUGCAUACUCAUGAAAUUAGUAGGGGACGUGGAAGAGGGAGAGGAAAUUGGUAUCCACGUCCUAUGACCAAAUUUACGGAAGACUUUGACUUUACAGCAAUGAACGAGAAAUUUAACAAGGAUGAAGUUUGGGGCGAUCUUUGUAAAAACAAAGGCCAACUAAGAGACGCAGAAGGAGACAUUGAAGAAGAUGCUGAUAUUGUUGAUGAAGAUGGCUAUGAGCCUUCAAAAUCUGAUUCAAAGCCCAUCUAUGUUAAGGAUGACUUCUUUGACACUCUAUCAUGCAACGCCCUUGAUCGUGGAUCAAGUAAUGGACGGCCCAGAUUCUCCGAGCAGUUGAAGAUUGAUGCAGAAACAUUUGGCAAUUUCUCGAGGUAUCGUCAUGUUCGGGGUGGUGGAGGGGGUUUCCGCGGUGGCCGGACUCAUGGCUAUUACGGCAGAGGUCACGGAUACAGUGGGAGAGGGAGGGGCCAGUCCGGUCCAUAUCAACCUUUUUAGUGAAUUUGACUUGUUUUUUAGUCCUUUCUUAGUUUGUUCCCAUAUCCCUUGAGAAUAAAUCCUAUAUUGGUGUGUAUGGGUUGCGUUCCCUUUCAUAGCUCGAGCAUGUGAGUUUACAAAGGUCCAGUUUGAUUUUGUUUGGUAUAUAUAUUAAUUGUUACGUGGACUAUA
Molecule: messenger RNA, 2025 nt
Organism: Asparagus officinalis (garden asparagus)
Lineage: Eukaryota; Viridiplantae; Streptophyta; Magnoliopsida; Asparagales; Asparagaceae
Product: protein decapping 5-like
Exons: 9
Coding region: 1-1854 (617 amino acids)
Biological process (GO): P-body assembly; cytoplasmic stress granule assembly
Cellular component (GO): P-body
Molecular function (GO): mRNA binding
Source: RefSeq, a predicted model, not a curated record